Messenger RNA from Diabrotica virgifera virgifera (western corn rootworm), 1206 nucleotides. RefSeq names its product attractin-like protein 1. Gene Ontology annotation, cellular component: Golgi apparatus. Lineage: Eukaryota; Metazoa; Arthropoda; Insecta; Coleoptera; Chrysomelidae. Bases 241 to 1098 code for a protein of 285 amino acids. The record is from RefSeq and is a predicted model, not a curated record. The transcript has 4 exons.
GGUUUGGUUGUAUCUAUUUUACUGUAGAUAACUUCGUUCAAUUAUUGCGUAAACUGCAUUUGCGUUUAUCGCAAAUUUUUAUCACAUUUUACCAGACUAUUAAGAGGCCAUAUUUCUUUUAUAAAAAACACCAUAAGUUAUUAACAUAAUAAUUUAGUCAACUACUUAUAAUCUUCUCGAGGUCAAUCAAUUCUUGUUUUUCUUUGUAAGAGUACCCAAGACACACACAUACGAGAGAUAAUGUGUAUCUCGAUAUAUAAAUCAUAUCGACACAAAUAUUUUGUUUGUCUUAUAACAGUUUUUGCUAGUAUAUGCGUGCUUCCAAAUAUAUUUGCGACAUGCAAUGACACCAGUUGUAGUGGAAAUAGAGUUUGUAAAGAUGAUCUCUGUAUCUGUGAUGUGGGCUGGAGUGGUCCCCAAUGUCAGCAUUGUGUAGGAAACGUUAGUAACAGUACCACAGGAAGGAGCUGUCAGCAAUGUAUGAAAGGCUACUGGGGAACCACUUUAAAUGGAGACCAAUGUAAAAAGUGUCAAUGCGGUCUUGAUGCUAGAGAUUGUAAUAAAAACACUGGAGAAUGCAAUUGUUUGACGAAGGGAACGAUUGGAAAUACUUGCGAUGAGUGUGACACACUUAAUCAUUAUCAUCCAGAUAAAGAUAAGAAUAAAGCUUGUUACUAUGAACUUACUACCGAUUAUAGAUUCACAUUUAACAUAUCAAAAUCAAGCGACAAAUAUUUCACAAGAAUCAACUAUGUUAACUCCCCCACUAAACCUGACUUGGACGUAGAUGUCCGGAUUACAUGUUCAAAGCCGGCGAAAGUGAAUCUAACAGUCAAAACUGAAGGAUUGGAAGAAAAAACCAUUUUGGAAAGCCUCCACUGUGGAAAAAUCACCACAAAAAUUUCAAAACAUUUAUACAAUUUUGAUGAUCCACGGAAUAUCAGUACCACUAAAUUUUAUGCCCAUGUCUACGAUUUUCAAACCCCUACGGUAAUAGAAAUUUCCUUCAGUCAGCCUCCGAAACUAAAUCUGGAACAAUUUGCCAUAACUUUAUUAACGGCCAAGUUAUACAGCAAACUUCAAGGUUCUAUGCCAUAGUAAUGAGUAUCAAGAGUCAAGAGCCUAGUGAUAAAAUUAAUAGGCAAAAUAGAAUCAUUCUAUUAAAUCUGUAAAUUUAGUGAACAUUAAUAAAAAAUUAUGUUGGUA